AUGAUCACCACGACGAUCCGUACCCCCCCCUCCGUGCGGGACUUCGUCCCCCUUGCCGAUUACGAGUCGCAGACGCCCGAGUCCUUCGCCGACGGCAAGCCAGUGCUGCACUUUCAUCUUGAAGGCGCGACAGCUCAGAUCCCCAAGUCGCAAUGCGGAACCUUGGCCGUGUUCCCUGCCGACUCGCCCGCCGUCGAGACGCAGGCCAACGGUCAGGAUGAGAGCGAGGAGCUUGUGGCGCAAAAGGUCGACAUUUUCGUCACUUCCCAACACUUCAUCAUCUUUAGCCAAGAGGCCGCUGUCGGCGUUUCCCUCGCGUACCCCUUCAUCUCGAUCCAUGCGCUCAAGCAGGUCGGUACAGAGUCUUCCACCCAGGCCGUCUGGAUGCAGGUCGAAGUUUCCGCUGGCGGUUCCAACGAUGACGAAUUCGAUACGGUCGAGCUGACCAUCCUCCCCCCGGCCUCAUCCGACAGCGAGGUUUCUGGUUCCGCCCAGAAGAUGUAUGACGCCAUGUCCGCCUGCUCCGACUUGAACCCUGAUGAGGAGGAAGACGAGGACGAGGACAACGAUAGAAUCGUUUUUGAGCCUUCCGCCGAGCAUGAGGCUCUUGCCGGCUUCCAUGGAGUCCUGCAUGGCUCUUCGGAUGGUACCCUGCCACCUCCGAUGCCUGGCAGCGGUGGUUGGAUUACGGCAGACAACAUGCACGAGUUCUUCGACGACGAUGGCAACUGGCUUGGUCGGGACGGUCACACCGAUGACGCCCCUGUGAACGGCGAGCUCGGCGAGGGUGCGGGUAGAACGCGGGACCGCGACGAGCUCGAGUCCGAGGGCAUGAACGGCCACGAUGACGGCCACGACGAGGAGAACAAGCGACCCCGAGUCGAGUAA
Messenger RNA from Drechmeria coniospora, 888 nucleotides. RefSeq names its product benzoylformate decarboxylase. Bases 1 to 888 code for a protein of 295 amino acids. Gene Ontology annotation, biological process: mRNA cis splicing, via spliceosome. The transcript is spliced from 2 exons. NCBI's taxonomy places the organism in Eukaryota, Fungi, Ascomycota, Sordariomycetes, Hypocreales, Ophiocordycipitaceae. Gene Ontology annotation, cellular component: spliceosomal complex; cytosol. The record is from RefSeq and is a predicted model, not a curated record.